ACAGUCGCGCCGCUGACGCAGUUUGUUGUUGGUCUCUGGCUCCACAACAUGGCGGCGCGCUGGAGCAGCGAGAAUGUGGUGGUGGAGGUUAGGGACUCGCAGGCAACUGCAAUGUCUGUGAACUGCCAUGGUCAACUUGCGGUGCUCUCAGGGCGCCGCUUCUUAUAUGUUAUAAAUUUAGAUGCUCCUUCAGAAGUACCAAAAAAGAUUGCAAGGCAGAGUAAAUGGGACAUUGGGGCUGUGCAGUGGAACCCACAUGAGACCUCCUCUCAUUACUUUGCAGCUUCAUGUAACCAACGGGUGGACCUAUACAAAUGGCUUGAUGGAAAUGGCGAGAUCCACACUUCACUGCAGGGUCAUACCCGUGUUAUAAGUGAUUUGGAGUGGUCAUGGUUUGAACCCGAGUUGCUUGUUACAAGUUCUGUUGACACCUACAUCUACAUUUGGGAUGUCAAAGAUACACGAAAACCAUCGGUAUCAUUGUCAGCUGUAGCUGGAGCCUCUCAGGUGAAAUGGAACAAGAAAAACCCUUAUUGCUUGGCAACUAGUCAUGAUGGAGAUGUCCGAAUCUGGGACAAACGGAAACCUAACACAGCGGUAGAAUAUAUAGCUGCUCACUUGUCAAAAAUCCAUGGGCUGGACUGGCACCCAGAAAAUGAACACAUCUUUGCUACAUCAAGCCAAGACAAUUCGGUCAGGUUCUGGGAUUACCGCCAACCGCGGAAGUAUCUAAACAUCCUCUCUUGUCAAGUGCCAGUGUGGAAGGCGCGGUACACGCCUUUCACCAAUGGCUUGGUAACAGUGAUGGUCCCACAAUUACGUCGUGGUGAGAACAGCCUUCUGCUCUGGAACAUAUUAGAUUUAAAUGUUCCAGUUCAUACCUUUGUUGGACACGAUGAUGUAGUACUAGAAUUUCAGUGGCGUAAACAGGUGGAAGAUAUGAAGGACUAUCAGUUGGUUACCUGGUCACGUGACCAGACUCUGAGGAUGUGGCGAAUUGACAUGCAGUCACACAAGCUCUGUGCAAAUGACAUGUUGGAUGGCGAUGAGUUAAUUGAUGGUGUUUCCCUGCUCCCAGAGACAGAUAAAGUCCUUCAUUCACACGAUACAGACCCUCACCCAACAUUAAGUCACGUAAAUGAGGAUGAUGAAGCACUGAGGGAAGAUUUUCAUAAUCAUGCAACCAUCAGUUCUAAACCAGAUUAUCUUGGGCUACCGCAGACAUUGCAACAAGAAUUCUCAUUGGUUAACCUGCAAAUCCGCAAUGUGAUGGUAGAUGAGAUGGAUGCUAUAAAUCGCAACUGCACAGUCUCAGUGCAUUGUGGUAAUCUACGAGUGAAGAUGGUUGUGAUUUUUCCAGUACAGUACCCGAACAAUGCUGCUCCUUCCUUCCAGUUCAUUAAUCCCACCACCAUCAGUUCCAGCAUGAGGACUAAACUCCUUAAGAUUCUGAAGGACACAUCCAUUCAGAAAGUAAAGCGAAAUCAGAGCUGCCUGGAACCCUGUCUACGCCAGCUGGUGUCUAGCCUGGAAGGCAUUGUGAAUCAGGACAACAAUGGCUCUGCUAACUCUCAGAAUCCAUUUGUCCUCGGAAACUCUGUGACUCCACCACUGCCGACUUUCCCAAGAGUCACUAACACGUAUGGUUCCUACCAAGAUGCAAACAUUCCUUUUCCUCGCACUUCUGGAGCACGCUUCUGUGGAGCUGGUUAUCUUGUGUACUUCAUGAGACCAAUGACUCUUCAUCGAACAGUGUCUCCAACAGAGCCCACACCCAGGUCACUCUCAGCACUCUCCGCAUAUCACAGUGGAGGAAUCACCCCGAUGAAGAUCCGAACAGAAUCGCAGAGUAAUUUGAGGUUGUAUAGUGGGAGUCCAACUCGCAGCGAGAAGGAGCUGGUGUCCAUUAGUUCCUUCUAUUACAAGGAGCGAAUGUCUCCUCUCUCCAACCGUCGACGCUGGUCCAUUCAAGCCAUUAAUGAGUUCCCGAAAUCACGUCGAUGGAAAGGAAAGCGAGAAGGAACCGAUGCAAACAAUCGUCCGAUCAAAGCUGCAGGGAAAGUCAUCAUCCAGGACAUCUCCUGUCUCCUGCCAGUACACAAGUCACUGGGGGAAUUAUACAUACUGAAUGUGAAUGACAUCCAAGAUACUUGUCAGAAGAAUGCUGCUGCAGCUUUAUCAGUUGGACGCAGAGACCUUGUUCAGGUGUGGUCUUUGGCUGCUGUUGCGACAGACUCCUUUCUCAGUCCACAUCCGGAUCCUGACAUAGAGACACCGUGGGCACGGCAUCCAUUUGGCAGGCAGCUCCUUGAAUCGCUUCUGACCCAUUACAGCACAAUACAUGAUGUUCAGACUCUAGCAAUGCUAUGCAGUGUGUUUGAGGCCCAGUCCAGGCCUCCGGACUGCUAUGGCAGCAUGGGCGCACAAAUUUACCAGCGCAAUUCUAUCUCUACUCCUUUUCUACAUUGUUCAGGCUAUGCUUCUUCAGGUUCCUAUUCAAGCACAUCUGAAACUAUUGUCGGAUCCACUGGAUGGAACAUAGCUGGUCGGGAAUCAGAACACCUCAGUUCUUGGUGCUAUGAGUCGCCAGAUGACUAUCGUUAUGGAAACCAUAUCUACGCUGAUCCAAAAGAGCGGGAGAAGGAGCAACAUGAAAAGAACAAAAAGCUACUCGAUCCAGCCAACAUACUACAAUAUGAUGAUUUUAAGAAAUGUUAUGGGGAGAUACUGUACCGCUGGGGUUUGCGAGAGAAACGAGCAGAGGUGCUAAAGUUUGUCUCUUGCCCUCCAGACUCUCAUAAGGGAAUAGAAUUUGGAGUGUACUGCUGUCACUGCCGGAGUGAGGGUCGAGGAACACAGUGUGAUAUUUGCAAAGGCUUCACUUUUCAAUGUGCCAUCUGCCAUGUUGCUGUCCGAGGGUCUGCGAACUUCUGUCUUACCUGUGGGCAUGGUGGCCAUACUAGUCACAUGAUGGAGUGGUUCCGGACCCAGGAAGUGUGCCCCACAGGCUGUGGCUGCCAUUGCUUGCUCGAGAGCACAUUUUGAAAACAGCCUUCCGCCACUAUUAGUAGAAGAUGACUUGGAUGGCAUGCCAAAAUAUUCCAUCUUUUGCUCAUCAUCGAAGCUGUGACCGUCAGUUGAAGCGAGAUAUGCAGAUGUCAAUCAGAGGGAAACUUUGUGUAGUUUCAUUGGUCGAGAUGCCAGGGCAAAGUCUUCAGCAUUUCAAAUCUUCUGGUCUCCUUUUAGCGAGUGAGGUGGUGUGGAUUGCACAUGGGUCUCACAACAAUGAAUGGUUAAAUUCAAAACCAAAACUUAUUUAUAAAAACAUUUUCUUAAAGGAACAUGAAAUAAAGUGUGUAUUUGUUUCAUUGCUGGUAAUGGUCACUGUGCAAUAGAUUAUGCACAGUAACAUGAAAAAUAAUGUGCAGCAAAUGCAACUCCAGAAGUGAAAUUAUGUCAAUGGAGUAGACCCAGUUCUACAGAAGUAUUAACUGGAGUGGCUUCUGUAAAUAGUUUCUCAUUCUCUGUUGUUGAUCAUUUUCCAUAUUGUUUGAGAGCGUUUGAUAAAUUUCAUAAGUUCAAGAGGAAUAAUUACAUUGACCAGUGAUGACAAGUGCUGCCUUCAUUCCUAGAAGCUAAAUAAAAAUCUUGGCAUCUGCACUUGCUCGAAAUAUCCUAAUAACGAGUUUGUGCAGUGUUGUUUGUCAAAUGGGUAUAAGACCGAGAAUUCAACUUCCUUGAAUUUGGCACUAAUUUGAGAAUGUCACUCAAUAUGUUGCAGAGCAGAUGAUGUGGAAAAUUGGGAAAACAAUCACUUUUAUAUGGGAAUGCACAGAUACAGAAUGUGCCAGAAUAGAGGGAGUUUUACUAAUUGUGCAAUACAUAGUACUAACACUUGAGGGACUAAUUCUUGAAGUCUGUAAUUAUGAAGUAUAGGAGGGCAAUUCAUGAACAGAUUGAUGCUAUGCCAUGUUUUACUGCCUUUACUGUAAUCUUAAGAGCCUUUCCAACAAAGCUUGCAGAUUUGUCAGAGAUGAUGAAUUAUCUGGCAAUUGUGGGGUUAUAUUGAAUAAAAUGAUUUAAACAUAGAUUGAUCCAUGAUGCAGGCAGGCAAUGAAUGUUUACCAGAUCUGUUUACCAUUGUUAUUGGGAUAGGAUCUAUUGAUUUGUGCAAGUAAUGCAGAGCUCCAUUGUUAAUAUUUUGGUUUUCACUGGGCACUUUAACAUUAGAUAGGAGCAUGUAACCAUUGCUAAGAUUUAUUUCUCCAAUGCGAGUACUUUGUCUGCAGAAGCAGUGAAUCUUAAAGGAGAAGCAGUUUUCAAUGUAUCCUCAGUUGCCGUUUAAUAUGGUCACCCUGUGUAUAUAUAGACUCUUGUCCUUCUAGGAAGUGCUCUCAGCAGAUUUAUCGGAGUGUGUCAGCAGAUUGUCAGCAUGCUUAAGGAAUGCUGGAGCUAAAUUCCAUUCACUAGUAUUGACGAUAAACUAAAAUAGUAAGUUCUUCACAAUUUAAUUUACAGAACUCUCUCCAUUCUCCUUGGUCUAUCCGGUGGUACUUGUGUUAAAGACAGAACUAAUAACUGAAUCCGAAUGCCCUAAUUGUGGCAUUUUAAUAUUAUUUGGCCAUGUUAACUUUAAAUUUACAUGAAUCUAUUGUUUACUUUUCUGAACAAUUCACCACCUGCUUCCUAUCUGUGUUUGAAUAACUAAUGCCCAGAAUUGAAACCCAAUAUCGUAUGAAGCAAAUUGCUUGUUCUGCUGUUCAUUAAAAUUGCCAGUUUUUCUACCAUGUACUAAUCCAGAUAGUAAAUACUGAUCCAGUGCCACCCCACCCCUACCUCCCAUUUCCUUGCCACUGCUUGCCUCUUUCCCAGUUUCAUGCCCAGCACCUUCUGUGCCUCAUCGCUUAGGUCUCUGUCAAUGUUUUUUUUUGUGGCAUCCGGUAAACAAGUUUAUUUU
Amblyraja radiata (thorny skate) is the source of this 4957-nucleotide messenger RNA. It is a transcript of the gene wdr59, whose product is annotated as WD repeat domain 59. The record is from RefSeq and is a predicted model, not a curated record. Bases 49 to 3045 code for a protein of 998 amino acids. Gene Ontology annotation, cellular component: vacuolar membrane; Seh1-associated complex. NCBI's taxonomy places the organism in Eukaryota, Metazoa, Chordata, Chondrichthyes, Rajiformes, Rajidae. The transcript is spliced from 27 exons. Gene Ontology annotation, molecular function: protein binding; signaling adaptor activity. Gene Ontology annotation, biological process: positive regulation of TORC1 signaling; cellular response to amino acid starvation.